Molecule: messenger RNA, 1401 nt
Organism: Dentiscutata heterogama
Lineage: Eukaryota; Fungi; Glomeromycota; Glomeromycetes; Diversisporales; Gigasporaceae
Source: the annotation of a GenBank genome assembly
AUGUCGGGAAACGAAAUGUACGAAUUCUUCAAACGCAAUUCGGACAAAUGGAACAUCAUAGAUUUCCUAAACGAAUGUUAUAUGGAACCGUUCGAACGAAAGAUAGAUCAAUACCUUAGAUGUCUUGAUACAAUUGCUGGCCGUGAUAAAGGCAAGAGGAAGGAAAGAGCUGAGACACUUCUUAAUAGAUACAAAGAGGCAAGAUCCUCAAACAGAUCGAAAAAAAGCGAGAAAGAACGUUCAAGCAAACAAAUUCACCUAUACCAACCAACGUUUGUGGAUGGGACUGCUAUAACCAAUGGAACUAAUAAUGGAACUAUAAAUGGAACAGAAACAUUCAUCAAAAGAGAUUCAUCUUCAAUCGGAAGAGCGUUGAGAAGAAGAAAUCAAGUAAACUAUGCCGAAAGCUCAUUAGAAGAGGAGACGGAUUCAGAUUAUGAGAAUAAACCAAAGAGAGUGAAAAAAGAAUCCACCCAAUCUUUGAAUAGAUCUUCCAAUUCCCUCCCGAACUUAACAGAUGAUAACGAGAGUGAUGUGAACGAGAGUGAUGAAAGGGAGAGUGAGGCAAUUAUUAUCAAAUUGGGUAGAUCAAAAAAACGACUAGAAUCUCGAUCAAGAAAUGAGUGGAUCGUAGGCACAAUUAAUGUGUCAAGAAAGUUUAAAGAAUACCAAAUGCAGUUAAUCGAUAACGUAAUAGAGGGUAAAGUAAAAUUAGCAUGGAAUGACAAGUAUGAAAUAUUAGCACUUGCAUCAAUAAUAGAAUCGGUUUGGACCAACUCUUUUGCAUCUUCGUUAUCUGAAGCAUGCAAUAACAUUGCAAUAGGAUUAGAUGAUAAUUUCAUAUCAAAUGGUGAAAGUGAUCUUAGUAAAAAAGCUAGCCGAGUAUUUAAUAAUCUAAAAGAAGACUUACCAUCAGUGCAAACAAAAAAGAUCACUGAAAAUGUGCAUCGAUUUAACUAUUUAGAUCCUUUGUUGAGACCAUUUUUCUGUGGAGAUUCAAAAGAUUACGAAAUAAGGUUAGAUAAAAGCGUAAAUGGAUCACUGAGAAGACCAGAUUUUAGUUUUAGAAUCGAUAAUGUUGCAAUAUUAAAUUCCGAAGUAAAGCCAUUGGGUUGCACAGAAUUACAAAAAAGUGAUGAUAUAAAUUCAUAUUUUAUGGAUUUACACUAUGAUGGUAUAUAUCGGUCAUGUCCUUUACUUGCCACUAAGUUAGUAACGGAAAGAACAUUAUUUCCAAUGUUGGUAUUGUCAAUUUAUCAUAUUGAUAAGAUAGAGCAACAAGUUCAGAGGAUUGCGAAUGAUUAUAUAGAUAGAAGGACAAGUUAUUAUAUUCCUCCUGAACAAGUUGGAUACAUUAUUGAAGAACUAGGUUCAUCCGAAUUUAAAGAAUUAUUGAGGUAA